AUGGAAGCGAUUACAACAUAUACACUUGAAGAAUGUAUUGAUCAUAUUGGCUUAGGAAAAUAUCAAUGGCGUUUGAUGGCCAUACUAGGCUUUUGUUCAAUGGCUGAUGCUGUAGAAAUGAUGCUUUUGGCUAUUUUAGGACCAGCAAUUACUUGCUAUUGGCCUACUGUUACAAAAGUGCAUAUGGCUGCAUUAACUACUGGUGUUUUUGCUGGUAUGAUGAUUGGAGCAUUUAUAUUUGGUAUUAUAGCUGAUAAAUAUGGACGAAGACGAGUAAUUAUUAUUAGUGCAGUAUUAAAUACUAUAUUUGGAAUUUUUACAGCUGCUGCACCAAAUUACUACUGCGUAUUACUUGCAAGAAUUCUUGUUGGAUUUGCCCUAUCAGGAGCUUCUCAAGGUUCAACAUUAAUGCUCGAAUAUUUACCAUCAUCUACUCGUGCAACAAUUAUUAUUGUUUCUGGGUUAUUUUGGUCAUUAGGUAGUAUUUUUGAAUAUGUCAUGGGUAUGAUCAUAGUUCCAUCAUAUGGAUGGCGUUUGUUAACAGUUCUUUCAGCUUUACCAAUAACAAUUGUUGCUAUUUUUAUGUAUUUCGUACCUGAAUCACCACGUUAUUUUGUUGCUAGUGGUUGUCCAGAAAAAGCUGAACAUGUUUUAAAAGCAAUAGCAUCAACAAAUAAACGUUCUUUACCAGAAGGAAAACUUCACGAUGUUCAUGCUCAAGAUGAAUGUGGUUCAAUAAAACAUUUAUUUCAUGUAAAUUAUAAACGUACAUCAUUUUUACUUGCAUUCAUGUGGAUGACCGUAGCUAUGAGUUAUUAUGGCUUAGUCUUAAUCAAUACAUCUAUAAUAACAUUAUUUGAUAAUGAACAUGAACUAAUAAAAAAUACAAGUACAAUUAAACCAUCUCAAUGUAAAAUGUUAACAACAAAAGAUUAUCAAUCCUUAAUAUUUACAACAUUUGGUGAAAUGUUUGGUAUACCAUUAUUAUUAUUUUUUCUUGCGUUUUUUGGUCGUCGAAUAGUUUGUGCUAUUAAUUUUUCAUGUGCAUCAUUUUGUUUUUUAUCAUUUCUUUUUAUUUCUCACACCAAACCAUGGAUAAUUAAUAUAAUUACAUUUUUAGCACGAAUGUUUAUUAGUUCACAAUUUAGUUUAGUGUAUCUUUAUACAAUGGAAGUCUAUCCAACAGUUAUACGUGCUAUUGCUAUUGGAUGUGCAUCGUCAAUGGCAAGAAUUGGUGCCAUGAUAACACCAUUCUUAGCACAAGUUCUAAUUAAGCACACGUUUCAUGGAACUAUUGCAAUUUAUACGAUAGCAACAGCCAUAGCAGCUAUUUGUGCAUUUUUAUUACCAAUAGAAACAAGAGGACGUGAACUAAAAGUAGGUAAGCCACCGGCGACACAUAUACUAUUCGAUGCAGAAUUUCAAGCUCUAUCGAGUGCUGUACAACUUGCACGACUUACGACCAGUCGUAGAGGGUUUUGA
This is a messenger RNA of Rotaria sp. Silwood2, 1482 nucleotides long. The record is from the annotation of a GenBank genome assembly. Lineage: Eukaryota; Metazoa; Rotifera; Eurotatoria; Philodinida; Philodinidae.